This is a messenger RNA of Suillus fuscotomentosus, 1308 nucleotides long. RefSeq lists its product as uncharacterized. The record is from RefSeq and is a predicted model, not a curated record. The transcript has 7 exons. The coding region runs from base 1 to 1308 and encodes 435 amino acids. Lineage: Eukaryota; Fungi; Basidiomycota; Agaricomycetes; Boletales; Suillaceae.
AUGGUUCAUCGUCCAGAAAAUAUCCCUGUCGAUGUGUGGAAUGCUUGGCCUGACCACCUUAAGCAAGCUGUCUGUGCUAACACCGGAAAUAAUCAGCCAAAUAGGCCUGAUCCAAAUAUUGAUCCUGCACUCACCAGUGGUCUAGCACCAGCACCACGCUGUGCUCAUGACAUGUAUCGUGAUGGGCCCACAUCCCCUCAUCCAUACCAAAGGGGAAACACCAACAAUCCUGUAGCAAGUGCUACCACGAGUACCAGACCACGGGAAUCUCGUAGAAGUGACUGGGGCGGUACCAGAGCUUCUCACAGGUACCAGAGCAUAGGUCUCCCAGUCAUCAUCACAACGACUCAUCCCCAUCUACAAGUCGAGAAAGGUCAGCAUCCAGGGAUCAAUGGUGCUUGGGAUGUGCCUCUUCGACUCUCACACGUCAUACAACACCAGCUUCCACUAAUGAUGGUGCAGAGCAUGAAAUGGGAAAUAAUCAUACCUCUGCACAUGGUCGUUCAACUGUGCCAAGGGGGGCAUUUGAUCACCAUGAAAUUCCAUCAUGUUUGCAAUGUUUCUGAAGGGAAAAGCUGGCCAGCAUCAGCAGAUGAAGAGUGCAUCAAUGCAAUGACAGGUGAACAUUACCUCAUGCCAGAGUUCACCAAAACGGUAAAUGAUGACCACAACCGCAUGAUCUUUGCCAAGGUUGCAAGUUUGGUCUGGGAAGACCUUCAGAACAUGGCCAACAGCGACUACCUUGUGAAUCGCAAGGUAAAAUGGAAUAAGCAAUCACUUUUCACAUUUGCAAAGGAGACAUACCAUGGAUUCAAAGAAGACUGGCGGGCCCAGAACGACGUCGAGAAGAAAGCUGCCAAAGGUAAAGCAGAUCGGCUUAUGACAGCAUGUCAGGCUUACAUUGAGAAAUUCAAUGUUGAUCUGGUGGACCUUGUGCAUGCAGAUCAUAUGUCAGAUGAAGUGUCUGGACCAGAUGAUGAUGAGUUGGAGGAUGAUUGGAAGCGAAGGAUGGCGGAGAAAAUGGGAAUGCCUGCCAACUCACAAGUCGAAAACUUGUCAUUCCUGGAGGUCACAAGAAGUCCCUGGAGAUCUGACGAACUCGGUCAGAUCUUUCAUACCCUGCAUGAUCUUUGGCGAGUGUCGCUGACCUCCAAGCAAAAGAAGCCCUUCCACAUGAUCCGAGUCACUGGCACAGAUUAUCAAUCACAGCAUAUCCCAGAUUUUACUCUCUAUACCUUUGGCAUCAAUAUAGAAUGGCUCGAGGCCAACAAAGAUACACUAGAGUAUCAAGACUUACUCAAGGAAUGA